AUGGCUUCGCGGCUUGCGGCCUGCGUCAGGCCCUGGCCAGCGGGCCGCCUUCCUUUGACGCGGGUCAGCCAUGGGCAGUGCCGGCAAGUUGCUUGGCCCUACAUGGUCCAGAUGCGCGGUGCUCUGAGCAGUUCCGCAGACAGCGAGGUGACAACCGACGCAACCUUCAGGUACAGCAGCUUUAGCUGGCGAACGUCUGCCGGCGAAAGGUAUCCGUACGAAUACAUUGUUGCUCAACAACCUGCUGGCGGGGGAACGGCCCGCAAUGCUCUUGUCGCUUUGGAAGAGAGCUUGCCGGGGCCUGCCAGUGGUUGGACCGUGGUUCUCAUACCCUCGGUUUCGCUGGUUUGUAGCGGCAAAGAAGAGAUGAGACCCCUGGCCACGCUGCUCUCGCAGCGAGGGCAUCGUUGCUACAUCCUGGAGUGGCCUGGAUGGACGCAACACGUUCAGACCAACUGGGCGCUGGAGCGGUGCAAGACGGAGCACCUUGCUGAGGAAUACCAGGACUUCUGGUGUCAGGCCUUGGAGCACGUCGCUCAGCGAGAGCUGGCUGAAGCCCAUGGCCAAGCGGAGAAAUCCGAAGCGAAAGCUCGUAAGCUUUGCAUCGUUGCAGCUGGGAGUGCUUCCGUCUAUGCUCUCCGGGCUGUGAAGGCGCUGCAGGACUUUGUCCCAGAGGAGAAGUCCCAGGCGAUACCGGAGCUCCGCUACGACUCCUUGGUGAUGCUCGCUCCAAGUUGGAGGGCAGAGCGGCGGCAAGGCUGGCUUUCCAGGCUGUCACCGGAUCGUGCCGCCUACUGGAUGGGCGCUCUGCUUCACACCGACUCCCGGGUGGGCCGCAUCUUUCGACGGUCCUACUUUGGGAAGAAGAAUCUCCAGCGCCAUUUCUUCCAUGCGGGCGCACCGGAUGGAAACGAGGAGCGGCUCUUGCAGCUGGCCUCCUGGUUCUUUCAGAGGCCACGACCCUACGCGCAAACUGAUGCGGCCAUUGCAUAUGGAUUCUUGGAUCCUCCUGGCAUCGACUCCGUCGAUGGUCUUGCCGCCGAGAUCAUCACGCAGCCUUUCAGGCGCCGUGUUCUGCUCCUCAGCCCAGAGUCAGAGUCCCAAAGUGGCGCUCAGUCUACUUCGCUGUGGACAGCAUUGGAGGCCGGUCUCCAGUCUACGAAGUCUGUGGAGCGUCGUUUCGUUCCCUCCAAGUCGCCGCUGCCGCAUGAAGUGGCCACUUCUGCAGUGCAAUUCGCUGUGGACCAGUGGCUACAGGAAAACGCCAGUGCAGACGCUGCGACCCCUUUGCCAUGA
This is a messenger RNA of Symbiodinium sp. CCMP2592, 1296 nucleotides long. The record is from the annotation of a GenBank genome assembly. Lineage: Eukaryota; Dinophyceae; Suessiales; Symbiodiniaceae.